Messenger RNA from Microplitis demolitor, 2173 nucleotides. Its product is annotated as O-glucosyltransferase rumi homolog. Gene Ontology annotation, cellular component: endomembrane system. The record is from RefSeq and is a predicted model, not a curated record. The transcript has 9 exons. Bases 196 to 1404 code for a protein of 402 amino acids. Lineage: Eukaryota; Metazoa; Arthropoda; Insecta; Hymenoptera; Braconidae. Gene Ontology annotation, molecular function: UDP-glucosyltransferase activity; UDP-xylosyltransferase activity.
AUUGUCAUUGUUUAAAUUUUAAAAUAAAAUUCAAAAAUAAAAUUCAAGAAUCGAAUAAAAUUUAAAAAUACGUACUUGCAAUUAAAAAAUCACUGCUAUGUACUUACAUUCACUCUCAUAUUUACCAACAACAAACUGACGACAAUUGAGUUUACGUCACAAGUAUUUAUUUACAGUAUUAGAUAGUUUGUAAAUAUGUUUAUUUAUAAAUUUUUAAUAAUAAUAUCAUUAAAAUUAAAUAUUAUCGUUAAUACUGAGGAAGAAUUCUGUUCUAUAGAAAAAAAUUCAUGCUCUGAAGAUAAAAAACUUGAAGAAUUGAUAGAUUUAAAUAAUGAUUAUAAAGAUUAUUAUGCAGCAAUAAAACAAGCCGAGGAUGAUUAUCAAGAAUGUAAAGCUAAAAAAUGCGGUUGUUUUACUGACGUUAUCGAGCAAAAUCUAAAACCAUUUAAAUCAGAUCGUAUCAAUAAAAAAUUAAUUGAUUAUUCAUUAUCUAGAGCAACUAUUUAUCAGAUAAUUGAUGGAAAAUUAUAUAGAGCUAAAGACUGUAUGUUUCCAUCAAGAUGCGCUGGGAUAGAGCAUUUUAUUCAUAAAGUAAUUGAUAAUGUGACAGACACUGAGUUUUUGAUAAAUACCAGAGACUAUCCCCAAUCAAGUAGGCAUUUUGGAACAGCACUUCCAAUAUUUUCUUUCAGUAAAACUCCGGAUUACUAUGACAUAAUUUAUCCCGCCUGGUCCUUCUGGGAAGGAGGUCCUGCAAUCUCACUAUACCCUCGUGGUCUAGGUCGGUGGGAUCAGCACCGGAAGUCUUUGGACAAAGCGAGUCAGGAGUAUCCUUGGGAGAGUAAAAACACUCAGGCAUUUUUUCGUGGCUCGCGAACAAGUUCUGAGCGUGACAAUUUAGUUUUGUUGAGUCGGGAUCAUCCGGAACUGGUUGAUGCUCAGUAUACUAAGAAUCAAGCUUGGAAAUCUGAUGAAGAUACACUUCAUAGACCACCAGCACCAGAAGUCUCGCUAGAAAAUCAUUGUAAAUACAAAUAUUUAUUUAAUUACCGCGGUGUCGCGGCAUCAUUCAGACACAAGCAUUUAUUUUUAUGUAACUCAUUGGUCUUUCAUGUGGGUGACGAGUGGACUGAAUUUUACUACUCGGCAAUGAAACCUUGGAUUCAUUACAUUCCAGUACCCAAAGAUGCGAGCAAACGAGAACUAGAACGACUAAUUAAAUUCGCACGAGACAAUGAUGGAAUAUCACGUAAAAUAGCACAGCGUGGUCGUGAUUUUAUCUGGAAAAAAUUACGGAUGUCAACAAUCGACUGCUAUUGGAAAAAAUUGUUACAAAAAUACACGAAACUUUUGACUUACAAACCAGUAAAGAGAGACAACAUGCAGCCAAUCAGUCGGAGAUGAUAAUAAUCGUCAUUUUACCUUCAAAUAUAUCUCUAUAUAUAUUAUAUGUGUACCCGGCAACUAAAAAAUUUCCAAGUGAUAUAAAUAAUUAUUACUGGCCAUGGAAAACAAGUUUCUCAUUUAUUUCUUGCGACAAAUGAGACUACUGGACACGGCCUUGACAGUGACUAUGGAGAAAACGUCAAGUUGAUAAUGCCAACAGAUCCAGAUAUAAAUUAACAUAAAAGGGUUUUGUCGAGGAAUCAUCAAAAUUGUCUGACUGGAUCAUAACUUUUUCCUUACUCACUUGGCCACGUACGAGCAGAAUUCUUUUUUUAAUAAUAAUAAUAAUGAUAUGUAUGAGGAUGAGUCCUAAAAGGUAGGAACAUCGAUUAGAGUAAGUCAUUGUUAUUUUAUUAUCAAUAAUUUAAACAUGAGCAAUGGGAGUUUCUGUUGCGGUCAAUAAAACUUUUGGUAGGACAAAGAGAACCUUGGCCUAAGUCACUGACAUCCAGGACUCAUUCCAUUCUAUUUAAAUAAGAACGUAGAUAUAAGUCGUAUGUGAUUCACCAGGACAUCGACUGCUACAUUUUGUUUGUUUUUUAAAAAAAAAAAUUGUAUCCGCGGCCGGAAGGAAAAGUUUAUUUCUUUACGUGUUCGAGUACUUGGAAUCAAGUGAGUUUACUUGUUUGAUUAUUCAUUAAUUUAAUUUCAUGCAUAUAUGAGUUCUAUUACACCCAUGGAAUUUUUUUAAUUUUAUAAAAAAUUCUCGCGAGAAUUUUUGGUUUUA